Canis lupus familiaris (dog) is the source of this 8244-nucleotide messenger RNA. RefSeq names its product docking protein 6 (gene DOK6). Gene Ontology annotation, biological process: positive regulation of MAPK cascade; cell surface receptor protein tyrosine kinase signaling pathway. NCBI's taxonomy places the organism in Eukaryota, Metazoa, Chordata, Mammalia, Carnivora, Canidae. Bases 75 to 1070 code for a protein of 331 amino acids. The transcript has 8 exons. Gene Ontology annotation, cellular component: cytoplasm. The record is from RefSeq and is a predicted model, not a curated record.
GGACCCGGCGGCGGACGGCGGCUCUCGACUCCGGGCAGCCGCUCGCGGGGGGGACGAGCCCCGGCGCGCCGGCCAUGGCCUCCAACUUUAACGACAUAGUCAAGCAGGGCUACGUGAAAAUCCGCAGCAGGAAGCUGGGGAUUUUCAGACGAUGCUGGUUGGUUUUCAAGAAGGCUUCCAGUAAAGGACCCAGAAGGCUAGAAAAAUUUCCAGAUGAAAAGGCAGCGUAUUUCAGAAACUUUCAUAAGGUAACUGAACUGCACAACAUCAAAAAUAUAACCAGACUGCCUCGAGAGACAAAGAAGCAUGCAGUGGCAAUUAUCUUUCAUGAUGAAACGUCAAAGACAUUUGCCUGUGAGUCAGAGCUGGAGGCCGAGGAGUGGUGCAAGCACCUCUGCAUGGAGUGUCUGGGGACCCGGCUGAACGACAUCAGCCUUGGUGAGCCCGAUCUUCUGGCCGCAGGAGUACAGCGAGAACAAAAUGAGAGAUUCAAUGUGUAUCUUAUGCCUACACCAAAUCUGGAUAUCUAUGGUGAAUGCACAAUGCAGAUCACUCAUGAGAAUAUCUAUCUCUGGGAUAUCCACAAUGCCAAGGUCAAACUGGUGAUGUGGCCUCUCAGCUCGCUGAGGAGAUAUGGACGGGACUCCACGUGGUUCACCUUUGAAUCAGGAAGAAUGUGUGACACAGGAGAAGGACUAUUCACUUUUCAAACAAGGGAAGGAGAAAUGAUCUAUCAGAAGGUCCAUUCUGCGACACUGGCCAUAGCUGAGCAACAUGAAAGAUUAAUGCUAGAAAUGGAGCAGAAGGCCCGGCUUCAGACAAGCUUGACUGAGCCAAUGACGUUAUCCAAAUCGAUAUCUCUUCCUCGCAGCGCGUACUGGCAUCACAUCACUCGUCAGAACAGUGUUGGAGAAAUCUACAGUUUGCAAGGUCACGGGUUUGGUUCCUCGAAGAUGUCACGUGCACAGACAUUUCCCAGCUACGCCUCGGAGCAGAGUGAGGAGGCCCAGCAGGCUCUGUCCCGGUCGAGCAGUUACGGAUUCAGCUACAGCUCCAGCCUCAUUCAAUGACACUCAGAGAGCCGCUGCUGACCAGAGAGACAGUCUGUCCGGACCUGCUUGUAGGGUCACUGCACCCUCUGCCUCCUGGAAGACCAAUUGCAGUAAAAAUUGAAAUGGGUCGGGUGUAGCCCCAGUCCCAGUGGAAGGUUAAAACCUGGAGUUCUGCUUCCUUGACUCUGUGGCUAAGUCCUUUAUUUAUUGAAUUUCUUGGGGGGAGGGGAAUCUAUGUUUUACAAAAAUAGAAUCCAAAUCGUAUGAACAGUCAUUUAAAUAAAAUUCUUUGGUACGGACAGUAGCAGAAGUCUGGGCACCAUGAGAAGUUGCCCACACUGGGUUGGACCUGGGCGGGGGACAUUAACUCUGUCCUCAUGGCUCGGCCCUCCCGCCUGGUGACAGGGUCUGUCCUUGGACAUAAGGUCACCCACCACAAGCUCUGUGGCUUGGAAGGUUUUAACGGGGACAAAUCCAGUAAGGUCUACAAAUGGCAUUAUAAGUCUCCAUAGAAAUAAGCCCAGUGACAAUUAAGGGAACACAAGAAUUAGAACACACUGUUGAGCAGGCCCUGUAGCUCCACUGUGUGUGUGUGCGUGUGUGUGCACCUGUAGACAAAUACAGAUUUGGAUAUUGCUAUAUCCAUCUAUAUCUAACACGUAUAUAUCAACUGUGUGCUGAGGGUGACAGGAUAUGCUCACUUACAUUGUUGAAAACUGUAAUUUGGUGCAUUAAAAUUAAGAUUGUUAUGUUGAAUAGCUACUUUUAAAAUAGUGCUGUAAAAAAAAAAGGCUUUUUAUUAGCAAAAGUAUUUACGUAGUCAAGUCUGCUCCUCUGACAAGUAUAAACGAAUAUUUGAGAAGGAGGUUCACUUGAAAAUGAAAACAAAAGACCUGGUCUAGCUGUCCCAUGUGUCCUGUCGCCACCCUGUCUUUUGGGUUAGUACUUCCUUGUUGGCAAUGUCUGUCUCUUUGGCCAUCCCUCUGAGCUCCAUGAGGAAAAUCGGGUGUGAUCACCCACCAGCUUCCAUUUAACCUCAAGAAACAGAAAACUUUAAAUGAGAAACUGUUUUUCAGGAAAGAAAUUAAAAAAAAAUAUAUAUAUAUAUAUGUACCUAAAAAGAACUCAGCUAUUUUGCAGUCAGAAGAACAAUGCACACAGGAUUGUAGAUAUUAAUUAUUUAAAGUUUUAUAGAUGCUGCUCUCAACGAGCCAUUGGGCACUUGUGAUUUCCUGUGUAACCAGAAUUUGCUAGGCUUUACUUCCUCUUUAAUGAACAUUGGCUGGGAUUAUAAGUGAAAACGGAUCAGAUAUAAUUUUUUCAUCUCUGACAGUAGUUGACAAACCUACCAAGUUUAAAAGGAAGUGGUGGCUUCCGUGUGAACUAAAAAAUUUGGCCAAUUUAUUUAGUGUCAACAAAGAUAUUUUUGUCCUUCAUUUUGAAGUUUACUCAAGUAAAAAUAAAAAUCAUUCUGCCUGGAUUAUCUGAUGCCACACACCUAAAAUGGUCAGCUUGUAAAUACUCCACGGGGAAUCCAAAGAAUAGUGAGCCCAGAUCAUGUAAGAUAAAAGCCUGAUUUUUUUUUCUUAAUAGCAAAAUUAUUUAAACUAUUAAUGUUAGUCUGUGGAAGGAGUACUUGUUUUGUUGAUCUCUAAUAAGACUCUUCUUUUUUUUAUCUCUAUCCAUAGCUUGAAUGCAGAUUGCAAACUUAUUUCAGAGAAUAACUACAGCAUAGAAGCAGUUCUGGGUCCCUCCUAGAUGAAUUUACACUUUAGAGCAACUACCUAGACUCUCUGAAUCUCUCAGAUUAAGAAUGAAAACCCCAUCAAGAUGCUAAUCAUAAGAGUCAAUGUGGCUGUGAAAAAUAAUUAUCUUAAGCUUUCAGGGAUAAAAAGAAAAUUACUCAAACUCUCUGCACUGUGAAUUUUGCUGACAUAGCAGAAAAGCAGACGACUGGUUCCUGACGAGGACACAGCCUCCCCUAAAAUCCCAGCUUUCGGGGUUACACACCUCUGAAUCACUCAGCACAUGGCAUUUGUUUCUGAAAUGCCUUUUGUAAAACCCACCAGAGCAACUCCCCGCUGAGACCAUUUGAGCACAGCUCCUAGUGGUGCCACGUUCUGAGCCAGGCUCUCGCCCGCUCACUCAGUCGAGCUGUUGCUUAGAGACCACAGUUUCUACAUGGGACUUGUGGGGAAAAGCCCUCAGGGGUCCUGGUUCAUGUCUCAGCUGCACUAAUGUGCGAGAAACACAGACAGCAAGUCCAGGGGCGAUUCUGCUAAUUAGAUGAGUCUGCUCUUGUGUCUAUUUGGUGGAAGACACAAUACCUGCAUGCAGUUGCUUCCAGAACACCAUUUGCUUGUGAUCAUUACCAGUGAGCGUUUACUGAGGAGAUACCAAAGAUCAGGCUAGCCUUGGGCCGGUUCACUCCGAAAAUAAUGUCAUUAAGAGUGUGUGAGAGAAAUGUCCCUCCCAAGUCUUUUAACCCAAUCUCAUUACAAUGAGAAUAAUGCUUUAACGUCUCUCGUGGUACAUUUUUGGAGAUCAAUUCUAGCAUACUUUUCCAUCUAUACUUAAAAUUGUAGCUGAGUUAAAAAUUGCUAACCGAACAUAUAGGAGAAUUUAUAUUAGCCUAAUAUACUUGACAUAAGGCAGUGUGCAUUGUAAUAAAAAUGACAAGCAAAUAAAUCUUCUACAGAAACCAAAGAUGAAAGAAAAGUUUCCAUACCAUUCUCCUGGAACUUCAUAAAACCAACUUCACUGGAGCAAUUAGAAUGGUCGUAGGCAUGUAUUCAACUCCCUUGAGCUCACAGGUUUUUGACUGAAGAUGCCUCUACACUUUGCAAGUCAUUUUUCUCCCUCAGACGCUUUAUUACAGCUUUCCUGCAGUUAGGGUUGCUGUGAACCAAAGACAACCUUUGGCUCCUUCUGAAAGUGACUCAGUUGGGAUCCCAACCAGAUUUAGGCAAGUGAGUGAAGAUGGUCACAGUUUCCAUAUUGGGGUAUCCGGUUGGAAGACACAGUGGUGAAGAACUUGACAUAAGUAAUGGAGGCACUUCUGAGAGCAGAGGAAAACUGGAGGGUGUACACAGUUCCCACAAAGAUGACACGGGCGGGGGUGUUAUGUCUUAUGUCCUCAAGUUUUCUUCUGGAAAUAUUAAUCGUUGCACUCAUGACCAAUCCCUGACACAUUUAAAGUAUGGAAAAGUAUAAAAUAACCUCAACCCAAUCGUUUACCAUACUGGUGGGAGAAAAAGAAAACACAUCUUUCACUUACUCGUUGACUGAAUAAUAGGCACUUGGAACUAAUUUAUUUACACAAGUUGCAGAUACGUAUGAAUCAAUGGGUUCUGGCCGCUGCCACAAUAUGAACUUCAUGAAAUAAGAAAUGUAUAUUUACUUAUAGAUUAGGGAAGAUGCUGUUGGAUGGAGCAUGUGAAAUAAAGUGAAACCUAUUUAUUAAAAGUAAACCUCACUUUUUUUCACCAAGUAGUAACUCGAGUACUAGUCCUAGUAUCUUGUACAAUUUUUCUCUGUCUUCACUGGGCAAUUAUGUUUGAAAAUCAUUUAUCACCUAUAAAAUGGUCAGCCACUAAUACUUUCUGUCCAGUAUAGAAACAAUGGACUGAUAAAUAACAUUACACUGUUAAUAGUUUUUACGGAUCCAAUUUAUUUAUUGCAUGUGGUGUCUUUAGAGUAGAUAUUUAAAAACACAUCAUAAAAAUUGAUGUCUGCCCCUCAUUCUUUUGUCAGUAUCUCAGAAAACUUGUUAAAAAAAAAAAAAGCAUGAUUACCCUACUCCCUAGAUUAUUUGAGCCACUUACUCAAAUCAACCAUUAAUGCUACAGUGAAAACAAGCUUAAGCAAAUUAUAAGUCUUAUAAAAAAAUCAUAGUCCAGUUCUGAUGAUUAUAACAGCACAAUAAAUAGGCAAUGUACAUUCAGUGGGGCUGAGCUUUAGGCCUUUAACACGUUGUGUCUUAAAUAUUAUACUAAAAACUGCUUAGAGUGAAAAUGAUACACUUUUCUCCAAUUCUACCAACAUAUCAUGUUGAUUAGUAUCUUGCAAUUUCAAAUUACUUUCUCAAUCAUUAACUAUACUUCACAAUUCCCCAAUCUUGGCCUUCUCCAAAUAAGAAAUGGCCACUAUAUUUCUAUUAAUAACCAUAACACUAGGUGAUGUGCCACACAGAUGAAUUUCUAGCCUAUGAAAUGUAUGGAGGACAAUUUUCCAUAUGGAAGGGGCAGAGAAGAAGAAUGGGACCUAACUCAGGAGGGCAGCAACUUAGAUAAAGUUAUAAAGAUUCCAAUGAAAUGUCCAAAGUUGCACUAAGACUCUACUUUAUUAACAUUCCAAUCCCAGUUCCCUAUCACAGACUUGACCUUCUUGACCAGCUUCACUGAGUACCAAGCAUGCAAUUGAAAGAAGACAGCAGUUGCAUCAUGUUUUGAAGUGACCACAGAAAGACAGCACAUAGCCAAUAAGUAUGCCUCCUUGGGUUUAGUGAAAAGUAUUGAACAUGAAAGAAUGUGUAAUAAAAUCCCCCUGGUAAAAUGUCUCUUCUUAUCGUUUUUGUACAUGUCAACUUCAUUUGAGUUUCAAAAUGAAGGUAUAUCAUCCAUGACCCUUGGCUGGGGGCUAGAAGUAUGUCAGAAGAGACCAAUAGCCUCAUGCGUACAUUCUCUAUGAACAUAUUUGCAAAAUUUUUCUGCCUUUUUCCUCCCUGAAACUACCCCAAAUCCUUACUUUUUUACUCAAGAAUGUGAAUCUUUGUUGUAUCAUUUCUACAAUUAUUACAACUCGUUGGGGCGGUAGCUAGUUUACAGACUCUAGAGGAAGUAUCAUGAGAUGUUGGGCAUAUUUUCUGGAUGGGCAGGAUGCUAGCUAGCUCUGGAAGCAAUCAUGUAGAAUAAAGAUACCACUUUACAUCCUACUCAGGAGGAAACCCAAACCCAUGGUGUUGUCAUUUGUUGAAAAGGCAAAGAAACAGAGAUAGUUUUGUCUAUCUUUUCCCCCAUUUAGAUGCAGUGGGAGUUGAGAAAUGCCACAGAGAUUCUAAAUAAAUAGGCCCUGGAAUAACAUUUAAGUGUCUCCUCAGAUUUUUUGGAUGGUCCUAACCCUUCCUGGACUCAUCACUAACUGUGUCUAGAGAGGCUUUAUGAGGCAAUUCAUUAGACUUGUAGGUCAUGAAUGAUUGGGAUAAAUUUUAUUACUCUUACACGGACACCCAGUUUUCAUUGAAAUUCAAACUUCUUUAUUCUAAAGUGAUAGUCAAACUAAAAAAAAUUAAAUGUAUUCCUACUUAUUCAUCAUACUGUAAUUGUGGUUAUUAUUUUGGGGACUUUUAUCACUAUGUAACACUUUGGCAUAAUUAUUUACGGCAUUUGUCACAAUGUAAUUAGAUAAUAACAUCGGGGUUACAUUUUGUUUCAUGUGAACUUCAAAAAUCUGUUUUCAGUUGAAAUUGGAAAAUGACUUUUUUUAUAAUAAAAUAGCUUCCAUAUCAAGUGUUUUUAAUACACUUUAGUAGGCAAUUAUUUAAAUUAACUCAAGUCUGGAUAGAUAGGAAAUAAGUUAAAAUUACCAAGUAAUACGAAAACUAUAUUUUACUCAUGAUUUUCAUACACUUUUCCCUAGUUUAAGAUUUUUAUAUCUUGUAAACAUUUCAAGGAGAGAAAGAAUACAUUUGUAAUAGAAAUAUUACAAUUUCCUUCUAAUAAUUCUGUUUAAUAGGUUUUUAUUUUACCUCAUCUUCUCCUACCCUAUAUUCCAUAUUCCAAUUUUAAGAAGAAUGAACAAAUUUAAAUUUUUUAAUAGUUAUUUGGAGCCAUUUUUAAUUGUUGAUACAAUUAACUUUCUCCAUCUGUUCUCUACUUUUAAGUUGAUGUUAGACUUAGAGCAGAAAAUCAGCCCUUUUUGUAGAUAAGGAAUCGUGCGUUGAGUAGAGCAAGGAUCGACCCUGACCCUGCAGUGGUGUUCAUACUGCAAUCUGGUUAUUACCUUAAUUCACCCAAGUGAUCCACAGCCUCAUAAGCUUAUUUUUGGAAAUCUGAAAUUUAAAAACCUAAAUUCGGGAAAGGAAGGAAAGGAAAGGAAGUUUGAGAUGAUGACUGAAUUUUUUUCAAAAUUCACUACAGAUUUUCUCUCGAAGAAAAACAAAGUGAGAGGGUUUCUAUGGUGUUCCAGUAUUGUUAACUAUAUGAGACAGAUGGGCUGAAAGCCGGGAAAAUGAAGAAUAAAAUGACAAUAGCAUCUUGAUGUUAUAUAUAAAUAAAAAAUUAGCAUGGUAUAGGUCAAUAUGAAAUCAUUUGACUAAUCAAAUUCAGAUUUACAUAUCUAUUGCAAAUUCAAAGAACAAUGCUUUUUCUUAUCUAUCUACAUAUAUAGUGGGUUCAUUGGGAGAAAGGAAGCUCUAAAUUUUUGUGAAAACCUAAAUAGAGAAUAGAGAUUCCUUCCAGUUAUAAGGCACUCUAUAUUAUUUUGGUAAUAGCAGGCAGUAUAUAAAUCACAACAAAUCCGUCUACUCCCUGACAAUAAAUGAGCAUAAAAGUAAAAUCAUCUUUACGCAGAUGACUGAACUCCCAGGAUCUGCAAAGGCCCCCUAUUACCUUCUCUGCACAAACCCUAAAACACACACACACACACACACACACACACAUACACACACACUUUUUUACUUUUAACCUACUCUGUACAUGCUACAUUUGUUAUCUUUUUCCUAGGUCCACCCAGAAUUAUCCCAUCUUUCCGAAUCCUUAUCCCUAUGAAUCUUCAAAAUAUGUUAAAUUAUGUGUUAUAUGUUUGCUUUCUAUAAAUUCUUUAAAAUUAAUUUAUAUAUACUUUGUGAAGUCUACUGUAAAGGGAUGUCCGUUGUCAUUGAUUAAAUGUAAUGUUUAUGAUUAUUUUGGUAAAAAUAACUUCGGAUGCUAGGCUCUUGUUAAGAAAUAAAAUUUCCAUGACAAAUUUGCUUCUAUUGGAAAUUAUAUGAUUUGACAUACUUUAUUUUUAAUCACAAUCUAUUCCAGAUAAAUAAUAGUUUGGGGACAUCUGUACUUAAACCCUAGUUGAGCCACGUUUGGAAUGGAAUGCAAAGGAAUAGCUGUCCCUGGAACCUAAAUGUGAAUUUCUGGCAGAACAGAAAAUAUUAUAAUAAUGAGGCAAUAAUAAAAUUAGGAAAUUAAAUUAUUUUAAA